AUGUAGUUAAAUUAAUCUAUUGGCGAAUACUAAAUAUUGGGAACUAUCUAAGCUUAUCCAUAUCUUAAAGUAUAUACUUUUCAAAAGGAAUUAGGUGUAUUAAGCAAAAAAUCGUAAUGAUGGACAAAAUUACACCAUAAAAAUUACAGAUUCGUAGUAUUCUUCAUUGUGUGAACAUGAGAAAGAAAUACUAAAAAAAUUUGUUUCACCUAAUAUUAUCAAAUUUAUAGAUUAAAGGUUGGAUCAAUAAUAUUCAUUAACUAUUUUAGAAAAUUGUGAUAGUAAAAUUUAUUAUUUAUAUAAAUUAGAAACACUAGAAGAUUUUUGGUAAUAAAACAAUUAAAAAUUUUCAGAAGGUCUUGCUUUAGAUAUAUUUAAAGAGAUUUUAGAUGGAUUAGAAAAUUUAGAAUAAUAAAAUAUUGUUCAUGCUGAUUUAUGUAUGAAAAAUAUAUACAUAAAUUAAUGUCAUUAUAAAAUUGCAAAUUUUGAAUGUGCACACUUUAAUUAAAGAGUACUAUAAUGAUAUAAGAAUUUAGUUUUUGAUUAAAUCAUAAAAUAGUUAUUAUGCUCCAGAACUUUACACCCCUGUGGAUCUUACAUCAAAGGCAGAUAUAUUUUCUCUUGGUUGUAUACUAUUUGCAAUGAUCUUUGGUUAAAAUCCUUUUAAUUAAGAAAGUUCUAAUGAUUAUCUUGUGUAGAUAUAAAAAAGUAAUUUAAUUCUAUUAAAUUUUAAGGUUAGCUCUUGAUAAAUGAAUAGAUUUCUUAGUCAUUAAGUCCAUUCAUUAUAUAAUUAAUAAAAAGAAUGGUUUAAUAUAAUCCAACAUAAAGACCAGGAAUUUAUGAAAUUAAGCAAGAAUUAUUGAAUAAUAUGGGGAUAUAAGAAUCUUAAAAUAGUUUAUUUACUACUUAAUCACCUUAAUUAAAUCCAGAACUUUGGGGAAUAAUUCAAAAUAAUAUAUUUGAAACUCAAGAUUUUACAAAAGAAUUUGUUGAAUCUAUAUCUAAAAGGGCAUUAUUUUAUUUUGAAGUGGCAGAAAAAUUUGGUGGAAAAGAAUUUUAUAAUUGGAAAAAGACUAUGUAUCCAAGAUUUAUGAUGUAUAAGAAAAGUUAUUAUGAAUUAAUAAAUUUUACACAAGAAAUCAAAUAGAAAUGUAAAGCACCUGAUUUUGUACUCCAACUUGAAAAGAAUGAUAAAACCAUAUUUAAAUUAAAAGGUGUUUUGGACUAAGUUUUGUAAAUGUUAAAGUAUUUCAUAUUAUCUAUCUUUAGAAAAGAAAAUGAAUACAAGUAUCAAAUUAACAAUUGGGAAAAAGAACUUAAUACUGAUUUUACUCCACUAUUUAAUAAUAAUUAUUAAAAAGCUCUUUAAUUUUUAAUAGGGUAUUUUCAAUUAUCUUAAAUACCAUUUUCAAAAUAAUAAAAACAAACAUAAAAUUUAAAGGAUAUGUUAAUUCUAUAUAUAUAAGUUCAAAUAUGUUAAACUUAUAACCCAUAUCAUGAUGAUAAAUUAAAUAAGACAGAAGAUUUAUAGAAGUUGCCUGAUUAAACAAUAGAAUUCCUUUUUUAAAAGGCUGGAUAUGAAAAAUGA
Paramecium primaurelia is the source of this 1588-nucleotide messenger RNA. The record is from the annotation of a GenBank genome assembly. NCBI's taxonomy places the organism in Eukaryota, Ciliophora, Oligohymenophorea, Peniculida, Parameciidae.